Molecule: messenger RNA, 1527 nt
Organism: Lachancea lanzarotensis
Lineage: Eukaryota; Fungi; Ascomycota; Saccharomycetes; Saccharomycetales; Saccharomycetaceae
Gene: TPS1
Product: LALA0S03e05754g1_1
Exons: 1
Coding region: 1-1527 (508 amino acids)
Biological process (GO): trehalose biosynthetic process; cellular response to heat
Cellular component (GO): alpha,alpha-trehalose-phosphate synthase complex (UDP-forming); cytosol
Molecular function (GO): alpha,alpha-trehalose-phosphate synthase (UDP-forming) activity
Source: RefSeq, a predicted model, not a curated record
AUGGCAGAAUCAGUAGUUGACAAGCUUAAAAGCACUUUGAAAUCUGGAACGGAUGAUGUUGCAGACAUCAAAGAUCACCCUGGAAAUGUAAUUGUCGUUUCGAACAGACUUCCAGUGACAAUCAAAAAGAACAACUUGACGGGUGAAUAUGAAUAUUCUAUGUCUUCCGGGGGACUAGUGACUGCAUUGCAGGGUUUGAAGAAGGCCACGACUUUCCAGUGGUACGGUUGGCCCGGUUUGGAGAUCCCAGAUGAGGAAAAGGAAACGGUGAAAAAAGACUUACUGGAGAAGUUCAAUGCGAUCCCGAUCUUUCUAAGCGACGAGAUCGCGGAAUUGCACUACAACGGGUUCAGCAACUCGAUUUUGUGGCCCUUGUUCCACUACCACCCCGGUGAGAUCAAUUUCGAUGAAAAUGCAUGGCUGGCGUACAACGAAGCGAACCUAGCGUUUGCCAAAGAAAUCGAAAAAAAUGUUGCCGACAAUGACAUUGUUUGGGUUCACGACUACCAUUUGAUGCUUUUGCCUGAGUUGCUAAGGUCAGGUAUGAAGGCCAAGAAUCUGCAGAACGUUAAACUCGGGUGGUUUUUGCACACGCCGUUUCCUUCGUCAGAAAUUUACAGGAUCUUGCCUGUGAGACAAGAAAUCUUGAGAGGGGUGCUGAGCUGCGACUUGGUCGGGUUCCACACCUACGAUUACGCCCGGCAUUUUCUCAGCUCUGUGCAAAGAGUUUUGGAUGUGAACACAUUGCCUAACGGUGUUGAAUACGACGGCAGAUUUGUCAAUGUUGGUGCGUUUCCGAUCGGAAUCGACGUGGACACUUUCACGGAUGGUCUCAAAGAGGAGAGCGUGAUAGACAGAAUCACCAAGCUCAAACAGACCUUCAAAGACGUUAAGAUUAUCGUGGGUGUCGACAGACUGGAUUACAUUAAGGGUGUGCCUCAAAAGCUGCACGCUAUGGAAGUGUUUUUGAACGAGCACCCGGAGUGGAUCGGAAAAGUUGUGUUGGUGCAAGUUGCAGUGCCCAGUCGUGGAGAUGUUGAAGAGUAUCAAUAUCUGAGGUCUGUGGUAAACGAGCUUGUGGGCAGGAUCAACGGUCAGUUCGGCACGGUGGAAUUUGUCCCAAUCCAUUUCAUGCACAGAAGCAUUCCUUUCCAAGAACUGAUCUCCCUAUAUGCAGUAAGUGACGUGUGUCUCGUGUCGUCUACUCGCGAUGGUAUGAAUUUGGUGUGCUACGAGUACAUUGCGUGUCAGGAAGAGAAAAAAGGUUCUUUGAUUUUAAGUGAGUUUACAGGCGCAGCCCAAUCUCUAAACGGCGCUCUAAUUGUAAACCCCUGGAACACGGACGAGCUUGCCGAGUCCAUUCAGGAGUCAUUGACCCUACCAGUUGAAAAGAAAGAUGCCAACUGGGAAAAACUCUACAAGUACAUCUCAAAGUACACUUCUGCGUUUUGGGGUGAGAAUUUUGUCAACGAGCUUUACAGGAUAAAACCAGCUGGCAGCGAAAAUACCACAGAAAACCACCAGUAG